Rotaria sordida is the source of this 1140-nucleotide messenger RNA. NCBI's taxonomy places the organism in Eukaryota, Metazoa, Rotifera, Eurotatoria, Philodinida, Philodinidae. The record is from the annotation of a GenBank genome assembly.
AUGGAAAAGAAAGUGAAGCGUCAAGUAAAAGAAAGCAAUGAUGAUAUUCAGAGUGACCAAACAAGAAUUACAAUUUUUGAUAAAAUAGGAAAUGAUUCUCAACAAAAUACAGAAGAAUACGUUGAUCAAAGACAAGAGACAAUAAUAUCAGAGGAUACUAAUGAGACGAUCGAUAACGCUAGCACAAGAGAUCGUAUAUAUGUUGAACAUAACAGAGAAGAAAUAAAUUCAGUAAUUAUGAACGAUGUCAACGAUUUCAAAAAAUCCUCUAAUCCUAUAUUGGGCUAUGUCGACGAACCUUUGCUGCCACUCGUCAAAGCAUGUGCUCCAUUAAACGACAUCCUUCACGAUUUGUCGAAGUAUGUUCAGUUGGCAUUAAAUGAAACUCCAGAAGAACCACUUGAUAAUUUGACAAUUGACGAAAGUGCUGCAAUUCGACUCUAUACGAUUGAAUGGAAUGCACCACAUCGAAGUCUCUAUUCAAUGCUCAAUCAUACUUUGAAAACAGGUACUCGAGAAGAUGUUCGACCUUACUUCAAAUAUCUUAAACUAUUCUUAACUGCUGUGAUUAAACUACCAUGCCUUCCACAAUUGACUGUCUGGCGAGGAGUAACCAGAAAUUUGAGGGCAGAGUUUCCACCUGGUACAUUAGUAACAUGGUGGCCAUUUUCAUCAUGCACAACAUCACUAACCGUGCUCCAAAACAAUAUGUAUUUGGGUAUUUCAGGUGAUCGAACGCUCUUUUCCGUCGAAGUCAUCAAUGGUCGAUCAAUAAAUGGUCAUUCACAUUUUGUCACCGAAGAUGAAGUUCUUCUUCUUCCUGGUACUCACAUGGAAGAUCAAUCGCAAGUGAGUCCAGCACCUGAGCUUUAUAUUGUUCAUUUGAAACAAUUAAUACCGGAAGAAGUGCUAUUAGAACCACCUUUCGAAGGUAUUGCAAAUGUUUUGAGUUAUUUAUUUUACAUUAAAGUAUUAUUUUUAUGUUUAGGUGCACGUAUUUUUCCAAAAAUUAAGCGAUCAUGGUAUCGUAAGAAGAGAUAUAUCAUUCCAAUCUGCUUCUUGAUGGCUAUAUUCAUUGGUGGAGCUAUUAUUGGUGCUGUUGUAGGAUCAAAACUUGCUGCUAACAAGAAAGGUAGAUAA